GCGUCUUGCCUAUAAAGUCGUGUGUUUGAGAAAACAUACUAAAAUAGCUACACUGCUUAGCACCCCUCCCCUAUACAAUUGUAAAUUACGCAAUUUGGACGUGCCAGCACCAGUCUUUCAACAUGGCGGCUCGGUUGAGCAAUUGCUUUAGAUACUCUUACAGGUUAUUUACGCGACAAUCGAAACCACGGUUGCCUGUGGAAAUUUUAUCAAGACUGUCGCAUUCCUGCAUAGACCCUGCUAUAGGUCUUGCUCCAGUUCAGAGAGAAUUCCAGAAGGUCGCCUUAGAUUUUGCCAAUAAUGAGCUGGCUCCACACAUGGGAAAAUGGGAUCAAGAGGAAAUCUUCCCAGUAGAUGUUCUCAGAAAAUCAGCAAGUCUAGGUUUUGGAGCUAUUUACACAUCUGAGGACUAUGGUGGAAGUGCCUUGUCUCGUCUUGAUGCGUCAGUUAUUUUUGAGGCUCUGUCUACAGGAUGCGUCAGCACAGCUGCAUAUCUCACUAUUCACAACAUGGUGACUUGGAUGAUUGAUAGUUUUGGAAAUGAGGAGCAAAAAGAAAAGUACAUUCCCUCUUUAGUAACAAUGGAGAAAUUUGCUUCAUAUUGUUUAACAGAACCAGGGAGUGGUAGUGAUGCAGCAUCACUUGCAACGACUGCCAAGCGAGAUGGUGACCAUUAUGUACUCAAUGGCUCAAAGAUGUUCAUCAGUGGUGGGGGUGAUACUGAUAUAUAUCUGUGCAUGGUGCGUACAGGCGAAGAAGGCCCAAAUGGUAUUUCAUCAGUUUUGGUUGAAAAAGGAACGCCUGGCCUUUCAUUUGGGAAGAAGGAAAGAAAGGUUGGCUGGAACUCUCAGCCCACUAGAGCCGUGAUAUUUGAGGAUUGUAGGGUUCCUGUACAGAACCUGAUUGGCUCUGAAGGACAGGGUUUUAAGAUCGCAAUGAAGGGCCUUAAUGGAGGAAGAAUCAAUAUUGCGUCCUGUUCACUGGGCGCUGCUCAGGCCGCGCUAGAACAAACCAAACAGUACGUUAGCGACAGGAAACAAUUCAACAGAUCACUGUCAAGUUUCCAGAAUGCCCAAUUCAAACUGGCGGAGAUGGCUACAGACUUGACUGCCUCUCGCCUGAUGGUCAGACAUGCUGCUACAAGCCUUGAUAAGAAUGCACAUAACGUGGCCACACUAUGCGCCAUGGCGAAGCUUUUCGCUACCGACAAGUGCUUCGAGAUUACAAACCAAUGCAUGCAGCUUCACGGCGGAUACGGGUAUCUUAAGGACUACCCAGUACAACAGUACAUGCGUGACACGAGAGUUCACCAGAUUCUAGAAGGAACCAAUGAAAUAAUGCGUGUCAUCAUAUCACGUGAUCUUCUAAGCUCUUGACCAACCAUCGCGGAGAAUAUAUUAUAACGUAACACAGGAAGUCUCGGGUCUUUUCUUAAUGUAUAGGUAGUUAGUAUGAGAGGUAUAAUAUAACGUUUAAAAACUAAGUUAUUUAAACUUGAAUUAGUCUACUGGGCAGCCCUCCUUGUCGACAGUCAGGGAGGGAUUUCAGGCUGGCGCCAAGUACAGCUGCGCGGAAGAUAAAUGGAUGUUUUUUUUUAAAUAAAUGGUACAUAAGACAGGAGAAUGGUGCCGGAAAUAUAUUACUAUUACUUUCUACAGAGACGACGAUAUGAUAUCUGAUGGUAAAGAAAUUUCAAAUUAGAGCAAGCCAAAAUCUCUGGGGGAAAAAACAGACCUCGCCUAAACAGAUAAAGCCUGUUCCCGUGAUAAAUAAUCAAGUAACCAAACUCUUUUUAUAUAUGUUUAUAAGAUAGUUCACCCAUUGUCCUCACUUAAGAAUGUCUGCAUUCCAAGUUGAGGGGUGAUAGAAUAAAAGAUAAGAUAAGUAAACUUUAUAAAAGACGUCCCUGAAUAGACCUUCUCUCUAUAUUUAACGCGAAAUGUAAUAACGCAAAAUGUAAUAACUUUAUCUAUUGAGUAAUAGCUAAAAGUUCUACUAAUAUUAGUAGAUGAAUGUUAACACGUAGGGACCAACGGAAGGAAUCCUAUUCAAAGAAGGCAUCGAGGUAAGUGUGAAACAUUAUAUAAAUUUGACCCCUGCAAUAUAAUGUUUUUUUUUCUAGUAGUAUUUUGCGUUAAAAAUCUUUAAAUACUUUGCGUUGAAAAGUUAUUAUAUCUUGCGUAGAUUACAUUUUGCGGCGUAGCACCCUCCUAAACAAACCCUGUACAUAAUUGAAUGCAUUCUGGAUCCCGCUUUUGAAUAAUCAUCAGCUAGUAACACAAAAUUAGAUAAAACGUUUCGGGCUCAAAACGAGCAAAAUGAAUAUAAUGUUGUUAUUGCAAUUUGUAAAGCUACUUAUCUUUGAAAAUAUACCUGCAGCUUGUUUUGAUAUUUUAUCAAGUCAAAA
This is a messenger RNA of Nematostella vectensis (starlet sea anemone), 2407 nucleotides long. RefSeq names its product isobutyryl-CoA dehydrogenase, mitochondrial. The record is from RefSeq and is a predicted model, not a curated record. The transcript has 15 exons. The coding region runs from base 123 to 1376 and encodes 417 amino acids. NCBI's taxonomy places the organism in Eukaryota, Metazoa, Cnidaria, Anthozoa, Actiniaria, Edwardsiidae. Gene Ontology annotation, molecular function: acyl-CoA dehydrogenase activity; flavin adenine dinucleotide binding. Gene Ontology annotation, biological process: lipid metabolic process.